GGAGGAGGAGCAAGCGGAAGGGGACGGUGUAUUGGCCGGCCAGGCCAGGAGACAAGUAGACAGCCCCUCCAGCGGCCGGUCACGGUGCCCUGGGAUAGUGGCUACAGUACUAACAGGUGGCUGGACAGGUGGCAGCAGGCAACUCAGGUGAGCCAAUGUCUCCUCCCAGCUGUGCAAUGGCGAACUCUACACAGGCCCAAAAGAAGCUGGUGUACCUGGUCACAGGUGGCUGUGGUUUCCUGGGGGAGCAUGUGGUGCGAAUGCUGCUGCAGCAGGAGCCCCAGCUCCAGGAGCUGCGGAUCUUUGACCUACACCUGGGCCCCUGGCUGGAGGAACUAAAGACAGGUUCUGUACAGGUGACUGCCAUCCAGGGGGAUGUGACCCAGGCCCAUGAGGUGACAGCAGCUGUGGCCGGAGCCCAUGUAGUCAUCCACAUAGCUGGCCUGGUGGACGUGUUUGGGAGGGCUAGUCACAAGACCAUCCACAAGGUCAAUGUGCAGGGCACACAGAACGUGAUAGAGGCUUGUGUGCAGACUGGGACUCAGUUCCUGGUAUAUACAAGCAGCAUGGAAGUUGUGGGGCCUAACAUCAAAGGCCACCCCUUCUACAGGGGCAAUGAGGACACCCCAUAUGAAGCCAUGCACAAGCACCCCUAUCCUCGCAGCAAGGCCCUGGCUGAGCGGCUGGUCUUGGAGGCCAAUGGAAGGAAGGUCUGUGGGGGGCUGCCCCUGGUGACAUGUGCCCUGCGUCCCACGGGCAUCUACGGUGAAGGCCACCAGAUCAUGAAGGACAUCUACCACCAGGGCCUACGCCUGGGGGGUCGGCUAUUCCGGGCCAUUCCAACCUCUGUGGAGCACGGCCGGGUCUACGUGGGCAAUGUGGCCUGGAUGCAUGUGCUUGUGGCCCGGGAGCUAGAGCAGCGGGCAGCAUUAAUGGGCGGCCAGGUGUACUUCUGCUACGACAAAUCACCCUACAAGAGCUACGAGGACUUCAACAUGGAGUUCCUGGGCCCCUGUGGACUGCGGCUGGUAGGCACACGCCCACUGUUGCCUUACUGGCUGCUGGUGCUCUUGGCUACCCUUAAUGCCCUGCUACAGUGGCUCUUGCGGCCACUGCUGCUCUACGCGCCCCUGUUGAACCCCUACACACUGGCAAUGGCCAACACUACCUUCACUGUCAGCACCAACAAGGCUCAGCGCCAUUUUGGCUACGAGCCCCUGUUCUCAUGGGAGGACAGCCGGACCCGCACCAUUCACUGGGUGCAGACCCUGGAAGGGUCAGCCCAGUAAUGGUGAAGGUGGGGCCUGGAAGCUUGUCAUGGCUCAUCUAUCUGGGUCCUGAGCCCUCACCCUAUGGAUGGGAAGGGAUGGUCACAUUUGGGAGCUGAAGGAGGGCACUGGUGCCAGACUGCUGUCUUGGAACCCUUAUAUCUAAAAUACACAAGCAUUAGGACACGGAAUCAUGUGCUGAUGCUUCCAAGUUCUAGGGCAGGGUUUGAGGACAGGAUUGUCCUCACUCCCAGCCCGGGUCCAAGGCUGGUUGGAGAGGGUCUGAUUCCCUGAUAGUGCCUGCCCUCCUUGCUUCUGGUCUGAACAGGAAGGGGGCAGAGGUUCCCUAGGCCUCCACUGGUUCAGAGUGAAGAGGUUUCUCUGACUCCUCUGACCACCUUCGUCCUUCCUUAGAGGAUUAUAUUCCUGUUAUUUUAAAAAAUGUUUCACCUUUAGAUACUUAUCUUUGAAUUCCCCUCAGUAAAAACGAGGAAAUC
Molecule: messenger RNA, 1765 nt
Organism: Nycticebus coucang (slow loris)
Lineage: Eukaryota; Metazoa; Chordata; Mammalia; Primates; Lorisidae
Gene: HSD3B7
Product: hydroxy-delta-5-steroid dehydrogenase, 3 beta- and steroid delta-isomerase 7
Exons: 7
Coding region: 156-1289 (377 amino acids)
Biological process (GO): steroid biosynthetic process
Molecular function (GO): 3-beta-hydroxy-Delta5-steroid dehydrogenase (NAD+) activity
Source: RefSeq, a predicted model, not a curated record